AGUCCCACCAGUCCAGUGGCCAGACCUUUCGUGGGAUCGCCUGACAAGCCUGGAGCCCCACCUGACCCAGGCCCACCUGCUGCAGCCCCGUGCCUGGCCAUGACCGUCACCUACUCAAGCCAAGUGGCUAAUGCCCGCCUGGGCUCCUUCUCCCGCCUGCUGCUGUGCUGGCGGGGCAGCAUCUACAAGCUGCUGUACGGCGAGUUCCUCAUCUUCCUGCUCAGCUAUUACACCAUCCGCUUCAUCUACAGGAUGGCCCUCACAGAGGAACAGCAGGUGAUGUUCGAGAAGCUGACUCUGUAUUGCGACAGCUACAUCCAGCUCAUCCCCAUUUCCUUCGUGCUGGGCUUCUACGUGACGCUGGUCGUGACGCGCUGGUGGAACCAGUAUGAGAACCUGCCGUGGCCCGACCGCCUCAUGAACCUGGUGUCGGGCUUCGUGGAGGGCAGCGACGAGCAGGGCCGGCUGCUGCGGCGCACGCUCAUGCGCUACGUCAACCUGGGCAACGUGCUCAUCCUGCGCAGCGUCAGCGCCGCCGUCUACAAGCGCUUUCCCAGCUCCCAGCACCUGGUGAAAGCAGGCUUCAUGACCCCCGCGGAGCACAAGCACUUAGAAAAAUUCAGCUUGCCGCACAACACGUUCUGGGUACCCUGGGUGUGGUUUGCCAACCUGUCAGUGAAGGCCUGGAUUGGAGGUCGAAUCCGGGACCCUGUCCUGCUCCAGAGCCUGCUGAACGAGAUGAACACCUUGCGUACUCAGUGUGGACACCUCUAUGCCUACGACUGGAUUAGUAUCCCGCUGGUGUACACGCAGGUGGUGACCGUGGCGGUGUACAGCUUCUUCCUGGCUUGCCUGAUCGGGCGGCAGUUUCUGAACCCAGCCAAAGCCUACCCCGGCCACGAGCUGGACCUCGUGGUACCCGUCUUCACGUUCUUGCAGUUCUUUUUCUACGCUGGCUGGCUGAAGGUGGCAGAGCAACUCAUCAACCCCUUUGGAGAGGAUGAUGAUGACUUUGAGACCAACUGGAUUGUCGACAGGAGCUUGCAGGUGUCCCUGUUGGCCGUGGACGAGAUGCACCAGGACCUGCCCCCAAUGGAGCGGGACAUGUACUGGAACGAGCCAGAACCACAUCCCCCCUACACAGCUGCUUCCGCCCAGUCUUGUCGACCCUCCUUUUUUGGCUCCACCUUCAACAUCAGUCUGCAUAAGGAAGAGAUGGAGUUUCAGCCAAAUCAGGAAGAGGAGGAGGAGGGCGCUCACCCUGGCAUCAUUGGCCGCUUCCUAGGGCUGCAGUCUCAUGACCACCAUCCCCCCAGGACAAAUUCAAAGACCAAACUGCUAUGGCCCAAGAAAGAAGUCCUUCUCCAUGAGGGCCAGCUCAAGAACCUCGGGGGGGCCAGACAGAACUCUAGGGACCAGGAAGACAGCAAGGCCUGGAAGAUUAGAGGGGAGGAUGCCUUCAGGUCCGCGGCACUGUAUGGGAGGUCAGGCUACCACAGUGCCCCACAGACACCGCUCAGCCACACCCCGAUGGUCUUCCCACCUGGACAGUCAGCACCCUCCAGUCUUUGCAGAGUCUCGGGCAUAGACGGCACUGGCAAAGACCAAAGCCUACAGCUUGUGACUCCUGGGACCAAGAAGAGCUUUGAAUUGCUCCCAGAGUGUGCUGGGCCCUCCACGGAGCACCCAGAGUUGUGUCACAUGAAGAGGAAAACUGUUGAAUUUAACCUGACGGACAUGUCAGAGGCCCCCGAAUGUUAUCUCAGAGAACCGCAUUUGGAGCAAUCGACGAACAACAUACACACCAUACUCAAAGAUCACGGAGACCCCUAUUGGGCACUGGAAAACAGGUCUGCCCUCUACAAACCCAGGGAUGAAGCACACUCCUAAGCCUGUUUCCCAUGAGAGAUGGACGCUUCACCGGCCUGGUCCUACCUGCAUGUACACCAGCAGGACACUGACCCAGUCACAGCCAUAUAGCUGUCCACACUGAAUAUGUUCCUAUGACAGCCUGAAUUCAAUGGUUAGCUUAAUGGACAACAAAAAUCAGUAGUUUCAGGACUAUUUAAGCCUUUAAAUGCCUUUUGUACAUAAAAAUUGUGAAAGCUAGAACGAGCCACUGGAAACAUGUAAUUCAAAACACCUAAUUCAGAAUCAGGAGUCCUUAAGACCUGUCUGAAUUCAACACACCCAAGCCUUGGUAUCUUUCCCAAACUAAGGAGUUUAAUAAAUGCAAAUCCUCCUAGCUGUCUCAUUUUCA
This is a messenger RNA of Diceros bicornis minor, 2260 nucleotides long. It is a transcript of the gene BEST1, whose product is annotated as bestrophin 1. Lineage: Eukaryota; Metazoa; Chordata; Mammalia; Perissodactyla; Rhinocerotidae. Gene Ontology annotation, molecular function: chloride channel activity. The transcript has 11 exons. The coding region runs from base 100 to 1890 and encodes 596 amino acids. The record is from RefSeq and is a predicted model, not a curated record.